AUGCGUUCAAUCUCCCUCACUCUGCUCGCGGCUCUGCCGUCGGCCAUGAGCGUCAAAUUGCUGGCCUCGCACUACACCGGGAAAAUCUUUACGCUCGACUUCGACUCUUCAGCCACAGCCCUCACGUCGGAAGCCAGCGUCGAAGGCUGCGGACGUCUCCCGGGGUGGCUCGAGUACUACUCGGACGACCAGACCGUCUACUGCUUCGAUGAGUCCUGGUUCGGCAGCGGAUACAUCGUUAGCUACAACAUCAGUGACUCGGGCGCUCUAACGCAGUACCAGCAAGCCCCUACAACCGGUAACGAUGUUCACGGGCUCUUAUACGGAGGUGCCGACGGCAAGUCGUUUGUAGCAACUGCACAGUACUCCCCGUCCACUAUCACGACCUACAAACUCCCCCUCUCGGCCUCCACCAAACCCCUUCAACUAGAGAAAUUCACAUUGGCGCAACCGGGGCCUAACCCGCGUCAAGACGUCCCGCACCCGCACGAAGCUCUUCUCGACCCAACCGGCAAAUUUAUCCUCGUACCCGAUCUCGGCGCAGAUUUGAUCCGCAUCUUCAGCAUCGACGCCUCAACAGGCGCCCUCACCGCUUGUGGAAGUGGCCAGGCCAACCCUGGAGACGGUCCCCGCCACGGAAAAUUCCUCAGCACCUCGUCCAACGGUUCAGUCCUUUACACGCUCAACGAGCUCGGCAACUCGGUAUCCGCGUGGACUGUUUCCACAGGCUCGUCCUGCCUGGAAUUGACCCUCACCCAGACGCUCUCGACCUAUGAUGAGGGCGUUACCCCGGGACCUACGACCAAAGCCGCCGAACUACACAUUCGUGAUAACUUCUUGUACGCCGCGAACCGCGCGGACCAGACGUUUGGCUCGGCGCAGGACUCCAUUGCUACGUACUCGAUCGAUCCCGCUACUGGAAAGCUAGCUUGGAUUGAGGCCGCGAAUGCGCAUGCGUACUACCCGCGUACGUUCCAGAUUAACAAGGCCGGAGAUCUCGUUGCCGUUGGAGGCCAGACGAGCUCAAAUGUCGCUAUUGUGAAGAGAGAUGUUGAGACGGGAAAACUUGGAGAGUUGGUGGCCAGCCUGGUGGUUGCGACCCCUGGAAGGCCUGGUGAGGAGGAUGGAUUGAGUGCAGUUGUCUGGUUGGAGUAG
Periconia digitata is the source of this 1155-nucleotide messenger RNA. The record is from the annotation of a GenBank genome assembly. NCBI's taxonomy places the organism in Eukaryota, Fungi, Ascomycota, Dothideomycetes, Pleosporales, Periconiaceae.